This is a messenger RNA of Brassica napus (rape), 4481 nucleotides long. Its product is annotated as receptor-like protein 30. The transcript has a single exon. Gene Ontology annotation, molecular function: protein binding. Bases 1954 to 4314 code for a protein of 786 amino acids. The record is from RefSeq and is a predicted model, not a curated record. Lineage: Eukaryota; Viridiplantae; Streptophyta; Magnoliopsida; Brassicales; Brassicaceae.
AUCAUCUUCAUAAAUACUUUAAUUUAGAAUAAUUUCAAUUUUACCACAAAUUUGAUAUCAUUUUUUUAAAUUUCCUGUAAAGGAUAACUAUUUACAUAAGUACCUUAAGUUUUUUUUUUUUAUGAAAUUUUAAAUUUAUUGAUCAUCACUAAAAAGAUAUAUGUACAACUAUGAGUAGUUCAUGCAACUAACUUUGAAAAAGAAUUCUAGAGCUCUAAAUUGCAGUGUCAUGAGCUACAAACCACCUGACCAUUAGACCGCAACCAUUAGACCUUGCGGUCUCGGAUUGAGAGUGUACUUUGUAGAAGAAAUGCGAUUUCUAACUGUCUUAUCAAUCAACUUUGCAAGCUGCUCGACUGUCUUAUGGCUGGUAUUGUGCUUCCUCUCAUUGCGUUCCCGCCAGAUGAAGUAAAUGGUGACUUGCAGGACCAGUCGAAGGAGUAUGAAAGUCAGGCGGUCGUAUGAUCUGGACAGCAUUGUGGACAAUGUAAUGUCCCAGUCUGGAUCUGGAUCAGUCCCAAACAAAUUCCUACCAUCUUCAGCCAAAUAGUGAAAGUAUAAGGACACGCAAAGAACAGGUGGUCUCUAGUCUCGUCUGGUUCACCACAAUAGAGGCAAUGUUGCGGUUGACCCCACCGUUGAGAACGAUGACCUGUGGCGAACCUAUCCUUGACUGCAAGCCAAGUGAUGAAAGCAAAGCGAGGAACACCUUGAGGGAACCAAACAAUUUUACUCCAUAGUACAGUCUCCUUAUGCACCCUGAUUUGAUUCCAAAUUUCAGAUGAAAUAAACUUAGUACCAUAAUCAUUAUCACCACGCUUCCAUAAUACUUCAUCCCUUCCAUCCGUUAACGUUAACUGAAACGUACGUAUCUCUGUAACCAAGAUUUGGAUAUGUCUGUCACGACAUCGGUGAAAUCUCCAUUGACCCUCUCUAAGGACAUUACAAAUCCUCAUAUCUCUACUGAUGCCCAGCUUUUGUGUACCAAGUUCACCAGCAAUCUCAAUAAGUCUUCCUUUAGAAAACCACAGAUCAAUCCAGAACCUUGCUGUGCUGCCAUCCUUAACAUCCAUCAAAAGGAAGCCUUUUGCCAGAGACCGAAACUUCAGCAGCUUGCAACCAUAAUUUAUAAAUGUCUACUACUAAUUUAUAAAAUAUUUAUAAAAGUUUAUAAACUCAACCCUACCUCUUAAAUACUAAACCAUCAAUAAUAAACACUAAAAAAAUAUAAAUAUUAAAGUAUUUUUUGAAUGAAUGUAUUAUUGAAAGGUUGUAGCCAACUUAUUAUAUUUCAAGCAAUUAAUCUUAAAUUUGUGGUAAAAGUUAAAUUAACUCUUUUAAAUCAUUUAUAAAUAUCUAAAAUAAUUUAUACAAUAUUUAUAGAAGUUUAUAAACUCAACUCACUUCCUAUAUGCUAGAUUCUAAAAAAUAAUCAGUAGUCUCAAAUGUUAAUGUAUUUUUAACCGUGACCGUGGCGCAUGCUUUUUGUAAAGCUUUUUCGUCAAUUUUAUAGUCAAGCUCCAUCCAAUCGUCAAAUCCGUCGAAGAAGAAGAAACAAACAGCGCAAAGAAGAGAGAUUAUUAUGUUUCUGAAUAAUUAUCAAUUGAACAAAUAUUGUUACAGAUUCUACACUUCUAUCUUAGCGAUUAAUCAACUUGACCGUCAACGUACGAAGCUAGCCGUGAGUCAUGGGUCCAAAUCAAUGAAGUAUGUAGAAAUUUGAAAACAAGUGGCCCGAAUCAUUGAUUAGAAGACUUGGCAAAAUAUAGCCUGUCCGACGACUUGAGUCAAUCAACAUAAGUAUGUGGACAAUUUUGAGGCAAAUGGCCCAACUGAUUGAUUGGAAGACUUGGCAAAGUCAAGACAAUUUGAGUUUUUGUUUUCCUUAAUAAAGAGAGCCAUAAUCAUAUAAAAACAAACACUUUCAUACCAACACAAAAGAAAAUUGGGGUUAUGAUGAUUCCAAACCAAUUUUAUUGUCUUUUUGAUAUUGUUACUUUGUAUUUCUUCUUUUUGGGUUUCCUCCUUCUGCACACGUUUGCUUCUCCUGUGCUCCAACAUUGUCAUCAUGACCAGAUGGAUGCUCUUCUUGAGUUCAAACACGAGUUUCUGGUAAAUGAAUUCAACUCAAACUCAUCUUUAAGUUCAUGGAAGACGAAUAGUGAUUGUUGUCUUUGGGAAGGUGUCACAUGCGAUACUAAAUCUGGCAAAGUGAUUUCACUUGAUCUCCAAUACAUCCCUCUCAACAACUUUUUAAAACUUAAUAGUGGUCUUUUCAAACUUCAGCAUCUUCGUAACCUAAGUCUUAGAGAUUGCCAUCUCCAUGGAGAGAUUCCUUCUUCAUUAGGAAACCUUUCUCAUCUCGAACAUCUUGACCUUUUGGGUAAUUAUUUAGUAGGGGAAGUUCCAGCUUCAGUUGGAAACCUAACCCAACUAAAAUAUUUAAACCUUAACAAUAACAAGUUCACUGGAAAUAUUCAUGUUCCAUUUGCCAACUUUACAAAGCUGACCCACUUAGAUAUCUCAAACAACCAAUUCACAGGUGAAUUGCCUCUUGUACUACUAAAUCUAGCCACUAGUUUGUCGAUUUUAGCCAUUAGCAAUAAUCUGUUUAAAUCCAUAUUUCCAUCUGAUAUGAGUCGAUUCGACAAGUUAGAGCAUAUUGAUGUGGGAGGUAACUCAUUUUUCGGUCCUUUUCCUACACCUUUGUUCAUGAUUCCUUCGUUAACAUGGGUUAAUUUAAGAGAAAACCAGUUUGAGGGACCUAUAGAGUUUAGGAAUAUAUCUUCGUCAUCUAAGCUUCAGAGUCUAUUCCUUAGUCAAAACAAAUUCGAAGGUCCUAUUCCCAAAUCCAUAUCAAAAUUUCCCAAUCUUGAGACUUUAUUUCUUAGUGACAACAAUUUCACAGGAACAAUUCCCAUAUCUAUAUCAAACUUGGUCAACCUUGUUACUUUUGAUAUUAGCCAAAACAAUUUCACUGGACCAAUCCCCAGAUCAAAUUUAGUCAAACUCCAGUAUCUUGAUCUUUCUAACAAUAAGUUGGAAGGUGAAAUUCCAGGUUGGUUAGGGGGUGUGUUGGAGUUGAUGCUUUCUCACAACUCUUUCAGCCGUUUUGGAAAGUCAUUAGAAGUUUCAGAUGUAACACAUAUCCAAACGUUGGAUCUGAGUUCAAAUUCUUUCCAAGGACCAUUACCUCAUUGGAUAUGCAAGCUUAGACCGUCAAUGUUCUUGGAUUUGUCUAACAAUAUCUUCAACGGUUCCAUCCAUCAAUGUUUAAGGAACACGAUUGUUCCUCUCAGAGCGCUAAAUCUACAGAACAACAAUCUCACUGGAAUUCUUCUUCAAGAUUUAUUUGUCAACGCUACCAACUUAGAGUUAGUUGACGUUAGCGGCAACAAGUUGGAGGGAAAACUUCCGGAAUCAUUGAUCAACUGCAUUUCUUUGAAGUUUUUAAAUGUAAGAAGCAACAAGAUCAAAGACAAGUUUCCAUCUUGGUUGAGUUCUCUGCCGUCAUUAAAUGUCUUAAUCCUCCGAUCAAAUGAAUUCUACGGGCCUUUGUAUCAUCCACAUGUGUCCAUUGGGUUUCAAAGUUUAAAAGUCAUUGAUAUAUCACAUAACCACUUCAACGGAACUUUGCCGCCUUUCUAUUUUUCCAAAUGGCAUGGGAUGACCACGUUAAGGGAAGAACAUCAAAGUUACACCGUCUACAUGGGAUAUCCUGCGUAUGGAGGUUUUUACCGUAGUUCGAUGGAAAUGGUGAACAAAGGAGUUGAUACAAAGUUUCAGCGGAUCCGAAAAGUCUUCAAGGCUAUUGACUUUUCAGAAAACGAAUUUGGUGGAAAGAUACCGAGUUCCAUUGGAUUUUUGAAAGAACUGCGUCUUCUCAACUUGUCUGGUAACACAUUCACAGGCAAUAUACCUCAAUCAUUGGCAAAUCUGACAAAUCUCGAGGAACUAGACUUGUCUCGAAAUCAGCUGUCAGGUCAGAUUCCUAGUGAGCUUGGCAGUCUAUUUUUUUUGUCAAUUAUGAACUUCUCCCAUAACAAUCUCGAAGGUCCAAUACCGCGAAGCACGCAGUUUCAAAGACAAAACUGUUCAGCAUUCAUGUACAACUCCAACCUCUACGGUCUCGAAGAUAUAUGUGGAAAGACGCAUGUCCCUAAUCCUACACCACAAGAGUCCGAAGAUUUGUCCAAGCCAAAAGAGCAAGUGAUUAGUUGGAUUUCAGCUGCGAUAGCCUAUGGACCUGGUGUGUUUUGUGGGUUGGUGAUUGCACUUAAAUUAUCUCCACACAUACACAAGUGGUUCAUGUAAAAGUUCCGUCAUAUGUUCAACACCAUCCUCUUUAAAUGUUUGUGAAACAUAUGUAUAUUUGUGCUCUUCAAAUGUAAUUUUUUAUAUUAUUAUUUGUUUUAAUAAUCGUGGUGUUUGGUGGUAUGUAAUCUUUAAGUUAAAAAUGUAUUCAAAAGCUUCUUUCUACA